This is a messenger RNA of Scleropages formosus (Asian bonytongue), 2078 nucleotides long. Its product is annotated as LBH domain containing 2. NCBI's taxonomy places the organism in Eukaryota, Metazoa, Chordata, Actinopteri, Osteoglossiformes, Osteoglossidae. The transcript has 4 exons. The coding region runs from base 259 to 615 and encodes 118 amino acids. The record is from RefSeq and is a predicted model, not a curated record.
UAUGUGUGUGUGUGUCUGUCAUUUGAAUGCUCACCUUACUCGCUCACACACACACGUUAGGAGAAUCUCUGUUCUCUGACACUCACAUCUCGGCUGGAUCGCGGAGCCGCGUCUUUACCCGGAGUACAGCGCUGUGGCGGACACACACACACACACACACACACACACACACACACACACACACACAGACACAGAGAGACCCUCGAGAGAGGCUCGCAGAGACGGAAAGCCGGACUCGGAGGGACCCCGAGCCACAGGAUGACAGAGGUGAUGAAUACCUGUGAGCCCCCCAUGGAAGACUUCAGUGCUGCCGGUGGUCCUGAAGAGCAGGCCAUCACCUUCCAGAUCUUCCCCGACUCCCAUGACCGGUACCCCAAGUUGUCAAAACGGCUGCCUUCCAUCGUGGUGGAGCCCACAGAAAGCGGGGAGGUGGAGAGUGGGGAGCUCCGCUGGCCUCCGGAUGAUAUGACCCCUGUCGAGGGAGCUGGGGAGACUGCAGCCACCUGCUGUGACCAGACCAAGCCACCUGCACACUGUCAGACAGCAGAGGAGCUGGAUGUUGCUGGUGAAGACAGCCUGGAGAUGAGCGGGGUCAUGGGUGGAGACUCCAACUGAAGCCACUUCACCCUCAUGACCUCAGCUUUCACUGUGAAUGUCUCCAGACAAACACGAGCACAGAGAACAGGGGUGGAGGGUGUGGGGGGUUGGGGUUCAGGAAGGGGCUAACCCACCUUUCCACAUAUUACCUGGUUCCCUACUGGCAGACCGCAGUUUGGACACACCAGAGUAAAAUGGUCUCUGAUAGCUCACUCGUGCCAAAUUCUGGUGGUAGCUACACUUCUUUGUAGAGCCAUUUUUUGGUUACAUACCCACCUGGACCUAUGUAAAACCACAGAACUUAUCAGAUCUCUUUUGUUUGUGUUUUGUCUUUGGUUGAUUUUUUUUUUUUUGGUAAUUUGUAGGAACACAGACAGAAAGUGUGCGUGCAUUUGUAUGAUGUAGUGUACGCUAAGAUUUUGACAUAUCUGCCUUUAAUCCCAGUCUGGAAGUCCUCUAUCAAAAAGUACAAACAGCGGAGUGGAAUACAUUUCUGCGUGUGUGUGUGUGUGUGUGUGUGUGUGUGUGUGUGUGUGUGUGUGUUUAUUACCUUGCUUAUUGUUGUACAUUUGGUUGUGGCUGUCAAUGUCUGUUUACUUCUGGGGUGGAAUAAACACUGCCACUUUGCAUAGAUUGUACCUUUUAAUGAGCAGUAUUUCUGUACGUGUUUUUCUGCUGUCAAUUUAGCAUUCCAAAUUUCAGAGGCUAUAAGUUUCUGCAUAACUAGAUAGAGAUCCUGAGAAACCUUGUGGUUCCCUUUACUACAGCACAGGAUUUCUCCUUUGACCUGAAAGUUUCUGUCUGAUUUUCAGUCCCCGGGUGCUUCCCUAAAACUAAGUGGUCAUCAGAGCAUCAUCACACCAAGUAGGUACUGGGAGCAGUCAGUACUGUAGUCAACAGACUCCCUUUAAAAACAAGAAGGGAAGCAUCUAAAAGACAACUUUAUUAUUAUUAUUAUUAUUAUUAUUAUUAUUAUUAUAGCAGAUUAAAAUGUGCUGUCCAGUUUUUUAAAUUAAUUUAGUGACUCUGUGCAUCUGUGAUUUUUGUUUUUUGUAAUAAUGCCUACCCAGUCAGUGUGUCACUGAGUCUUUGUGCCUCUCUGCACAUGACUCAUAAGUCCUUACUCCAAGCCAUCCUGCUCCCAAGCCUUACUGGCCAGAGUUUCCCCUCAUUAGUAGUCCUCCGUGAUGUUGAACCUCGUGCCAGUUAGCGAUAGCUUAGCUUUGGGAGGACAGAAACAUACACCAAUAAUUAUUAUAGCCACUUGAUCUAUUAAAUAAUAAAUUGUUCUCUUUGUAUUAUAAGAAAAACAGAUUAAAUGUGCAUAAUGUAAUAAUUCAACUUAGAGGUCUAUUUUAUGUAGACAUUGAUUUUGUUCAGUCACUGAAAUUAUAUUUCCAGAUAUUUUUAUUUAGAGCUAAAUAUAGAAGUUGUAGACAAGUAGAAGUUGUACAAAGGAUCAUAUUUCUGUAUAUGUUGCG